Xenopus laevis (African clawed frog) is the source of this 2259-nucleotide messenger RNA. RefSeq names its product dynein cytoplasmic 1 light intermediate chain 2 L homeolog (gene dync1li2.L). Gene Ontology annotation, biological process: microtubule-based movement; microtubule cytoskeleton organization. The record is from RefSeq and is marked provisional. Gene Ontology annotation, cellular component: cytoskeleton; centrosome; cytoplasmic dynein complex. Gene Ontology annotation, molecular function: dynein heavy chain binding. Lineage: Eukaryota; Metazoa; Chordata; Amphibia; Anura; Pipidae.
GUGGCAAGAUGGCGGGGGAGAGGAAGCUGCUGGGCGCUGACCGGGGGGAUACUCCCGGAGCAGGCGACGAAGAAGACGAAGGGCAGAGCUUAUGGUCUUCUAUUCUCAGUGAUGUUUCCACAAGCGCAAGAUCGAAGUUACCCUCUGGGAAAAACAUACUGGUAUUUGGUGAAGAUGGUUCAGGAAAGACCACUCUCAUGGCAAAACUUCAAGGUGCCGAACACAACAAGAAAGGAAGGGGGCUUGAAUAUUUAUACUUGAACAUUCAUGAUGAAGAUAGAGAUGAUCUCACACGUUGCAAUGUGUGGAUUUUGGAUGGAGACUUGUACCACAAAGGCCUUCUAAAAUUUGCUCUGCCUGCAGAAUCUAUCAGUGAGACUGUGGCAGUGUUUGUUGGGGACAUGUCCAGACCCUGGACUAUUAUGGAAUCACUGUUAAAGUGGGCAAGUGUUCUGCGAGAGCACAUAGACAAACUGAAAAUUCCUCCAGAGGAAAUGCGAGAAUUAGAACAAAAGAUUAUUAAGGAUUUUCAGGAGUAUGUUGAACCUGAAGAAGCACUCUCGGGAUCACCACAGAGAAGAGGUCCUACAUCAUCUGGGACAGAGGAUGAAAAUAUUGUCUUGCCUCUUGGGGAUAAUAUUUUAACACACAACCUUGGAAUUCCUGUGUUGGUUGUUUGCACUAAGUGUGAUGCAGUCAGUGUUUUGGAAAAGGAGCAUGACUACAAAGAUGAGCAUUUUGACUUCAUUCAGUCUCACAUACGGAAAUUUUGCUUACAAUAUGGGUCUGCCUUAAUUUAUACAUCUGUAAAAGAAGAAAAAAACCUGGAUUUGCUGUAUAAGUACAUUGUACACAAAACAUACAAUUUUCACUUUAAUCGUGCUGCCAUGGUGGUGGAGAAAGAUUCCGUGUUUAUUCCUGCUGGCUGGGACAAUGAGAAGAAAAUUGGGAUUUUGCAUGAAAACUUUUCAACGGUGAAACCUGAAGAUGCCUAUGAAGAUUUUAUUGUGAAACCUCCUGUUAGAAAGCUGGUGCAUGACAAAGAAGUUGCUGCUGAGGACGAGCAAGUCUUUUUAAUGAAACAACAGUCCUAUUUAGCAAAGCAGCCAGCCACUCCCACACGAGCCUCGGAGUCCCCAGCUCGAGCUCCCACAGGAUCCCCCCGCACUUCUGGUAGAACAGGUCCAAAUGCUGUACCCAGUUCUUCACCUAUGGCAGCUGCCAAGAAGCCAGACCCCAACAUUAAAAAUGCAGCUGCCAGUGAAGGUGUCCUGGCCAGUUUUUUUAACAGCCUGCUCAGUAAAAAGACUGGAUCACCCGGAAGCCCUGGUGGAGGAGGAGCAGCACAAGGUGUGGCCAAAAAGCCAGGCCAGAAGCCGGUAUUAACCAAUGUCCAAGAGGAACUGGACAGGAUGACCUGCCAGCCAGACACUGUGUUAGCCAAUUCUUCCACAACGGAGAAUGAGGCCUGACCAUCUUAUUAAGCUAAAGAAUACCAACACUUAUGUAAAUGACCAAAUAAUAUUAUUGUAUACAGAACUGAUGAUACCAAGGCUGCUCUGACACAGCAGAUACUGUAGUUUUUCUUGUGGAAAGAGACGAGCAGAUUCACUUGUCUCAAGCGUUACAUGCCCUUAUGGGAAGUUUGCCUUGAAUUGCCACCUGGUUUUUCCCUUAAGUGCAGGAGUUGGGCUAGCACUGCACUUUUCUGCACCUAUAAGCACUUAACGUGUUGUACUUACACUCUAGUCCAUCCCGAUGAAGGCUAAAACGUAAAUAAUAUUUAUCAGACAGCAUUCCCCUUUAGAUUAUCAACCUGCUGUCUAAACGACAGGUUACAUUGCAGGCACUGCUGCUGAAGGCAACUGAAUACAAUCCAGAAUGGGUUUUUAGAAAGUGAGUGGAAAGCGUUCCAUUAAUGAAAAAUAGGGAUAAAUGUAUGUUAAUAUGGAUUAGAGAAGCAGUUAGCCAAGACUCUGUGCUAUUCAUGUUUUUCUUUAACAUGCUUUGCCGGAGCAUAUAGAAAACAAUGUUUGGGGAAAAUUCACCCCGAGCAAAUAACAUGGGAAGAUUUGAAGUAAAGCAAAACCAUUUCAAGUGAAAGUUUGAUGGAAAUGACGCUGGGCAAAACAUUGUAUGUUUGGUCAGUUCCAAGUGCCUGGUGCAGUAGUUAAUAAAGUGCCAUCGCAGGUCCUUGGAGUAAUUAUGCACUGUAAUUGCCGUCACUUUUUUACAUAUAUAUUAUUUGCAAGUGCUCUA